Phytophthora nicotianae INRA-310 is the source of this 1354-nucleotide messenger RNA. RefSeq lists its product as hypothetical. The transcript has a single exon. Gene Ontology annotation, molecular function: protein binding. NCBI's taxonomy places the organism in Eukaryota, Oomycota, Peronosporomycetes, Peronosporales, Peronosporaceae. Bases 198 to 1295 code for a protein of 365 amino acids. The record is from RefSeq and is a predicted model, not a curated record.
CUAACCCGCUUCAUUUGUAAAUUCCUUUCGCACAUUUACGCUGCAUAUUCCAGCAUGGCUCUGAGAGCAUCACAGUCCCACCCAACCCUCGAAUCCGUGCAUGAUGCAGCACUGCUGCCGGCAGCUCAGUGGAGUUCACUCUUGAAUCGGCGCUGUGGUGAUCACAUUCACUCUUCACUACCAAUCUACACACACUCAUGACCGAGAACGUCGUGCUGAAGCUGAGUUUUUCCGGCGAAACGCACCGUGUGACGGUGCCGCUGCGCGCCGAGGACCCCAAGAAAGACCUGAGCUACGAGCUGGUGCUGGCCAAGGUGCGCGAGACGUUCCCGAGGCUCUCGAACCAGCGCUGGACGCUAGUCUACCGUGACGACGAAGGUGACGUGGUCACUCUCUCACACGCACUCGAGUUCGACGAGGCUUGCCACGUACUGCUGGGGAUGAACCCCGAAGACGUUGACAAGCUCCACACCUUGCACUUCUGCGUGCUACAGCGCGUCUCGUUCCGCGAGAAGGUGGUCGCACCUGUGCUGCAGAAGAUCGUCGAGCUUGCUCGCCUGGCGCGUGAAGCCACUGCCCACCUACGCAAUAGCGAACUGUUGGAAAAGGGCCGCGAGUCGUUCGUUCGGCUCGCUGGCGGCGCCGUAACCCAGGCUGGGGUGGCCAUUAACCACAUCCGCAAGAGCGAGGUGCUGGGUCGUGGACGCGAGUCGCUGGGCAACUCAGCGGCGCAUACACGAACGUUACUGCUGUCCGCUCGCAGCGGGGUAAGCACCCGACUACGGCGAGCUGGCUCAGCCGUUGCGGCUGGCAUCGAACGUCGACGAUCGUCCAGCGGUUCAGUGAACGACUUUGAUCCAACGGACUUUGUCAAGUCUCAACCUGUCGCUGUUUCCUCACCGCCAUCAUCGGAAGUGGCGGUGACGGUGGAUCUGCGCCAAUCCUUUUCAUCUCAGACGCCGCAGACAGAAACUAACGUUGAGGAGAGCGAUGAGGAGCCUCCUGCCCUCGUUCCGGUCGAUACAAUUGAGGCUCAACUUGAGCCACACGUGCGUGAAACGGCCUACGAGUCGGACGCCGACACUUUAUGUGAUGACGACGACGACGGUGAAUGGGACAUCGUCGACACUUCUGCAACUGCUGAAGCCAUUGAGGAGACCGAUAGCGAGUGGACCCGUGAGCUCGAUACGAUCCGGGACAUCCUUGUGCAUCUGGACGAAGAGAUGUGCUGUGAGCUGCUGAGCCAUUACAAUGGUGACGUCGAGGCAGUUCUUGUGGAACUCACCAACAAGUAAAAGAUUAGUUGUCCUCCCUAGUAAUUAGCAAAAUAUAAUUGUGUUCUAUCCUUCGUCAG